This is a messenger RNA of Symbiodinium necroappetens, 1878 nucleotides long. The record is from the annotation of a GenBank genome assembly. Lineage: Eukaryota; Dinophyceae; Suessiales; Symbiodiniaceae.
AUGGGGCUCCUGGAGCGAAGGUUUCGCAACGUGCUGGGUUUGAGUGUCUGCCGCCUUCAGGAGGUGACCGAAUGGUUCCGUGGCCGAGGAGAGGAGCUGAUCUAUACGAAGCUUGACGACCAGCUUACCGAGUUUCUGCGCGAGAAAUAUUUCGAAGGGAAGCUCCGGAGCUAUGCAGUGAAUGUGAUUCGUGCAGUGAAGUUCGAGGUGCCUGCAGAAAUGGGGCGUGACAGCCUCGGGCGUGCCAGAAAUGCUGUUGCCCGUUGGGAUGAUACGCCUUUUCUCGAGCUGGACACUAGCAAGGUUCGGGCGGCUGGCCUCCAAGCGAUGGGCACGGCGGCAGUGUGCAAUGGCCUGGGAGAAAUGCUUGGCCUUGAACCGCUGCUGCAACUGCGGGGAUCUUCCAGAAGUAUGCCUGCGGCAGUGGACAGUGCCCUCCAUCGUGUCUUCAAGGACUACUUUCCGCACGUCAGUGCUGAAGACUGGCGCGGAUGCAAGCCUCUGCGGCAGGACCUGCAGAACUUCCUCGGACAGUGGAUGGUUCUGCCAGGCGAGGAAGACAGGGAAGGAGGCACUUUUCCAGACCAUCCGGCCAUGCGGUUGGUCAUUCGACACUCCCCGGCUUUGUUUCAGCUGGAGAUGGCAGGGUCGGCAGCCUUCCAGAUGGAAGGCAGUUUGGCACUCCUCGGGCACGAUCUGCUGCGGCUAAAUUUGGACACCGUGGGCCUGUGGUUCAGGCCGCCUGGCUCCACGGACGUGCAACUCCUGCAACAGAACAACUUGAACCAGAGCUUCGGGAGUGGCUCCGCGACAGAAAUUGCUGCGCUUGGCCAGAAGCUGCGACGGUUUUUGGACCCUCGGCAAGCCAUUGACGCUGCGCAGCUGCUGAACCCCGGCACUGUUUCCACCCUGUCAAUGCUAUUCCCGGAUGCCAAGUACGAUGUGGCUUUGGUCCAAGACACGUUUCAACACUACGACCUGCAAGCUCCCUAUGCUCUGGAGGAUACGCAUUUUCUGGAAAAGAUCCGGGGCAGCCCCCGCGAUUGCUACCUGUCAUACACGUUGGAAAGCAACGGCAGAAUCUGCUCAUGUCAUCACCUUCUCAAGACCCAGGAGCAUUUGGAUGCAACUCGAGUGGAGUUCUACGAGGCGCAGCUGCGGGAGGCCCUGGCCACUGGUUCCAAUGCGCGGCCCACUGCACUCGUGCUUGACUUCUUCAACGGUGGCCAGAUCCACGCUCCGCAAGCUGAUGAGGGCGAUGAGGUCAGAGGUCCAGGCGGACGUCGCCUCCAAAAACGAUUGCGAGAUGCUGUUGAGAAGGGGUACAUGGACCACAGUGUCAACAAACAUAGAACUUGGAUUUUACUCGACGGCCACCACAAAGUGGAGGCAGCCGUGCGCUUGCAUUGUUCCUUGAACUUCCUGGUGUUUGCUCCCUGCGCGGAGCCGUACGAGCCGCUAGGUGACGGGGAGUUUUCGCCGAUCCUGGCCAAAGCUGCCACUUUCCCUCACGUUUGGCCAAGCCAAAGCAGUCCGAUUGCAGAGUGGGAGGUGGCGCGCCGUUGCUCCUGUGUGGCGAUGCGACUCAGCAGCUCGCGACAGCUUUCCGAGGCCUGGAUAUGCAGACAAGGUUGCAGCUGCUUUGAGGUGGAGGACAGCGGAUUUCCUCCCUGGGUCUACGGCAUGGUGAGGAUGAUGAACAGCGCCGGCGGAAAUUCACCGAGUUCAAGAAGUAUGUUGAUGGAGCGUUGCAGAAGCCGUUUCGGAAAGGAAAGUGAGCUUUUCACAACCUAUCGCAAUGCAAAUAUGGCAGCACUGCCAGAAAGCCUGAAUCUGCAACUGGUGGAGGCAGCCUUUGAUGUGGCAUUCCUUGAAUGA